Messenger RNA from Orbilia oligospora ATCC 24927, 1050 nucleotides. RefSeq lists its product as uncharacterized. The transcript has 2 exons. Lineage: Eukaryota; Fungi; Ascomycota; Orbiliomycetes; Orbiliales; Orbiliaceae. The record is from RefSeq and is a predicted model, not a curated record. The coding region runs from base 1 to 1050 and encodes 349 amino acids.
AUGGAUUCAAUUGAUACUUCAUCAAAGCCCGUAGAGGGUCCCGGAUUCUCAAUCCUAGCAAUCGGUGCCCUCUACCGCGACGUCAUCGUCAAGGUUCCCCAAUUCCCGGCCGAGGAUGCAAAGCAGUCUGCUACAUCAGAGAAAGUGCGCGUGGGCGGGAACAUCUCCAAUACGCUCUCCGUUCUCUCGCAAGUAGUCGCACCGGGUACACAAUUACUGUACGCGACGGCAGUCGGAGGGCCUGAAGCUAUCUGGCGAAUAACCCAGUUGAAAACCUCAGAAGUCAAAUCUCUUCUAUUCACCCACUUCUUCCCAAAAACUACUUUUAUGUCUCAUGCGUACGAUGACAUGCUCUCGCGUGUCUAUAACGCUCACUCGAGCUUCUAUCCUUCUUGGAUCCAUUUCGAAGGUCGCGAGUGCUUUAUGGUCGAAGGUGUUAUAGACCAUUUCAUCAGCCGGAGGGAGUACAAACAAAAUCCCUGCGUUAUCAGUGUAGAAUUCGAAGCCUACGGACGUCCCGGUUUAGAUCGGUUAAUGGGGAUGUGCGAUGUGGCGUUCAUAGCUGAGGGAUACAUGAAAGCAUUUCUGGAAGAAGCGAGCAAAGGCUCUUGGGAUGGAAAUGAUAAAGAGCUUAUGGUAAGAUUAUUUACGAACUAUUUGAAGCGAACGGCAAAGAGACGGGCAACGGCAUUUAUAACGGUUGGUUCUAAAGGUGCGUAUGCAGUACGGUUUGAUGCCGGAACGGUGGAGAUGAGAUAUAUACCUGCUCCGGAGAUUGCGUCUUCAGAGAUCGUGGAGACUACGGGCGCUGGAGAUACUUUUAUUGCGGCAGCGAUAUAUGCUUUGGGAUAUAGAAGGUUAGAUGCGGUUAAGGCGGCUAAGAUUGCAGUUAAUGUAGCGAGUAAGAAGUGUAUGUUGAUUGGAUAUGAUGGCCUUGGUAAUCCGGGCGCUGGGUUUGGCGUUUUAGAGGGUGAAAAUCCCUUUGCUACUCCAGCCGUGGGUAUGAGUCCCGUACUGCCGCCGGCUAGGCCUACAGAUGGCUUACUGUAA